AGUGGGUGGGCGCAGCUCCCUUAUCCUUUACUAUAAAAGUAAUGGAGCGAGUGGUUCACACUUAUCCGAGGAGAUAUGCCGCUGCGGACAGCGAUGAAAGUACACAUGCUUUUCGUCAUGUCCUUCAUGUCCUUUGCCUGGGCCUACCAUGAGACGCCCAAGUACUUGCAUCGUGAUCCCAUCACCUCUGAGAUGCUGCUGUGUGACCAGUGCCCACCGGGCACAGCUGUGGAGCACCACUGCACUUCCAGCAAGCCCACCAUCUGCUCCCCCUGCCCUGAGAGGCGCUUCGCAGAGCAGUGGCACUGGGGAGACAGCUGCCAGCACUGUACUUCAGUCUGCAAGGAGAGACAGCUUGUCCGGAGGGAGUGCAACAGUACACACGAUCGUAUUUGUGAAUGCAUAGCUGGCUACCACCUGGUGGUGGAAUUCUGCGUCCCACACACUGCCUGUCCGCCAGGCUCAGGUGUCUCCGUGCUGGGCACGCCUGACAGUGACACUGUGUGUGAGAAGUGUCCCCAGGGCUUUUUCUCCAGUGUGGACUCAGCCACAGAGCCCUGCCAGCCUCACCGGGGGUGCUCCCAGCUGGGCCUGAAGACCCUAAGGCAGGGUACAGCCACCCAGGAUGCGAUAUGCGAGAGUGAGCACACUUUCGACUGCUCCCGUCAGCUUGCAGAGUGCAACAAUGACAUCACCCUGUGUGAGGAGGUCAUAUUCCAGUUCAUGUCGUCUCCACCACUAGCUUCUGUACCAGUAGAGCGCUUGCUGGAGAGCCUGCCCGGACGUAAGGUGGAAUGGAAGAGUGUGGAACGGCUGAAGAAGAACUGCAGCCCCCACCAGCAGGCCUUGCAUCUGCUGCGUCUAUGGCGGGAGAAGAAUAAAGACCAAGACAAACUGUACAGCAUCAUCCAAGGUGUGAGCCACUGUGAAAGGAAGGUGUCUCGCUGCACUAGCCUGAAGAACGUGACACUGGGAGACCUGCUGGAGCUCAUGGACAGCCUCCCUGGAGAGAAGGUGAGCGAGGAGGCUGUGCAGGCAUUGGCUCUCUCUUGCCCUUCACACCGCUACAUUGUGCAGCUGCUUCACCUGUGGAAGAGCCAGAAUGGUGGUCAGGACCUGGUCAAGGCUCUGUCCCACAGCCUGCGCAAGCUGCGCCCACGUGGAGCCCCACGGCCCCUGCUGCGGUCUCUGAAACGGAUCAUCCGUGUCAUCAGCACCUCGUCCGUGCACCGCGUGUAUGAAAAAAUGAUUGUCAACAUGCUCCAGGACAGUUCAUGCUUCAAAUCCAAACCCUACAAUGACUAAUAUCCUGGAAGCGUAGGAAGGACGGCUGAGGUGAAGAAUUAUUUAAUUGCAGAAAGAGGUGUAUAUAAUUUCACUUUUGGAUAAAAAGUGGGACAGAAGGGGUGAGUGGGGUUCCGUUUUGGUGUUUUCAGUAGAGGCAAUAAGGGACAAAAAUAUUUUUGUGGCCUGCUUUUCUCAUCUCUUGUUGGACUGCUUUUACUAAAGCUCUAAACAAAAGAAUGUCGGAUAUGAAUGUACAGUACAAUGGAGUGCAAUUGUGUUUUAUUUAAGUAAUGGUGUGUUUAAGGUUUAUGUUUAUCCAAAUUUGCUCUAAACAUUUUUCUAUUUAUCAAUUUGUCAGAAAACUGGAAUCUGAAGCUACAUUUCAUAUUUGAAAGCAAAUUUUAUUUGUUUAUUUUAUUUUAUUUUUGUGGCUUUUUUACAUUAACAGUUUUAUUUUAUAUGAAUAGUUUACUUCAUAAUAAGGUGGCAGUGACAAGCAACAUGUUGAACUAGAUGUGCACUGUAAACAUGUGGCUAAAUAUAAAGAUCGUAUUAGUGCCAUACGUAUGUCAAGAUACACAAGGUAAAUAUUUCCACAGCCUAACUUAAAUAUACAGUUCUGUGUCAAAGCUGUCUUCAUGUUUUUUAUAUUGCAUGUUGGGCUGCAUAUUACAUACUAUUUUCUUUAUUCAUAAUGGGAUUAAAUUUCCUCUGAUGCUAUUUUUGCUCACAGUUAAGUUGGGAAUUUGCUCGUAUUUCAGAGAACUGGGGAACUCCCUGACACUCCUCUUUGCAGCCUUUGUCCUGCGUUUCUUUCUUCGCUGUAUGUUUUGAGUGUACUUUUGAAAUCCCUUUGUGUAAAUAUUUAACUAUAUAUUUUUUGCAUUGAAAAUUUUGUAUGAAUCAAUUCUCUGUGUGCACACCUUUCCUGUCUCAAAGGUACAUCAUUUUGAAUGUCACAUGGUGCUAGCCACUGGAAGAAGGAACUUCUUUCUACUUUCGCUUACGUGCUGUUCAAACCAGCAUGUCCUAAUAUGACUGAAAGUGGCUCCAUGUGACUGUUUGAAAAGGGAACAUCCUUCUCACCCGGUCAUAUGCUAGUAGAUGUAGCUCUUUGCUAUCCAUCUGAAACCAGGCUUCCUCGCAUCAUGACCAAGAGUGAUAUUUAGAAAGAGGAAGCUGGUUUGGGAAUUGGGACCGAUGGGUUACUUCCACUGGAAGAGCCAGGAUUAGUGACUGGCUGACUCAUGCUUCGGCUUGUAAAGCAGAAGUGUGAGUGCGCUGACUCACCACCUGUGUAAAAGACUAGUUUCUGUUUUAAGGCGGUUCAAGCAGAGGCUGGGAUUCAAAGUGAGUAAUUCAUGGAAUGAUUUGUUGUUUUAAAUCACAAAAAGCCCACAAGGGUCAGCUGGGAGACAGACUCUGUAGGAGAUCCCCCACGCUGGGUUGACGCAGCACAGACGACCGUUUGCUGUCGGAACAGGGAGGUUUGAAGUUUUUUUGAAGCUCAAAGCUGGUUGUGACUAGAAAUUUUUCUAGUAGUUAAACUACACAAUGUGAGGUGGUUAUCUG
Molecule: messenger RNA, 2859 nt
Organism: Colossoma macropomum (tambaqui)
Lineage: Eukaryota; Metazoa; Chordata; Actinopteri; Characiformes; Serrasalmidae
Product: tumor necrosis factor receptor superfamily member 11B-like
Exons: 5
Coding region: 76-1305 (409 amino acids)
Molecular function (GO): protein binding
Source: RefSeq, a predicted model, not a curated record